AUGUCGGUAUCUUCAAAAAGAGAUUCCGAGGUGCCUGGCACUCUGCUUAAAGUGGCACAUCAGCGACGGCAGGACACAUCCGAUGUUUCGCACUCAGCACCAUCCAGCGAGACGAAUAUACAGACGUUGAAACGAUUGAUGUUCACAAAAUCAGCUAUUUCCACGACUUCCUCAUUUGCAGACCGUCAACAAAGUUCAACUGGUCAGCAAAACACCUUCCGCGAAGCAGGGACCGGUUCUGUCGGCAUUGUUCUGGAGCAUCCUGGCACUAUCUGGGUCUACAAGUUCUGUCUCUUAGACCAAAGCGACAAAUUAUGGAACAACUAUGUCAUGGGAGUGAGAAUACAGGACAGCUUUUCCCGCAAUGCCUUGAUUUCUGGAGAGGUGGCUAUCCCACAAUGUGUAUGGUUUGCCACGGCAAACUCUGAUUUCUGGUCAAGAUACAACCAGCAAAUUCCCCAAUCGCGAAAACCGGGAGACGUGCUUUGUAUGGAGCGCAUCUUUCCCCUCCCGCAAAUCAUACGCAACAAGAUCAUAGAUGUCUUCUGUCAACUUGAUGAACCCGCUCGAGAACAGGCAAAGAAUGUCGCAAGCAAUAAAGACUGUCUGAUCCGCCCAUAUCUUGGCCGAAUGCGAAUCACCAAUGAUCAUAGUCGACUCAAAUCAUUUUCUCUUCGCAACUACAAGCUCCAUCUCGAUCAAAUCCAGUACCUUGGCCUAUUUGCAGAUGAAUACGCCACAGCAAUGGCUAAAUCACUGGCGGUCAUGCAUUGGGAUAUCAGAAUCGACGCUGCCGAUGUCGAGUUUAGGCAACGAUUUCCGGGUCAACGAAAUUCUGAGCGGUUACAAGGCCUGGCGGAAAAGAGCGACACAUACCAAGAAGUUGUGAUAUCUAAUCCAAACUUCAAGCAGCGACUGAUAAGUCUCUGGCUUCUGGACUUUGACGCGUGUAAAAAGAUCAGCAUGGACAACAGUGGUGUCCAACAGGCGGUUAGAGCAUUCUUGGAAAAUGAGCCAUACUAUCCAAGACCAAAUGGCAGUUCAAAAUACAGUGUUCACCUAUGGGAAGUCUUUUGUGCCGAAUACCUGGCUGCCAGCGCGACAGUUCUCGCCGAUGAACCCGACAUUGCAGACCUACCACGUUUAUUUCUGACCAGCAUCACCAAUGCUCUAUCUGUCGGAACUCCACAACCAGAUCGUGGUGGGGCAGGUCUGAGCGAUUUUGCUACUCGAAAUGGUGGAAGACGAGGAGGAAGGAGACAGGGUGGUGGAAGAGGACAUAUCCGCGAAAGCGCCGAGUUCGAAAGCGAGCAGUUCUAUAGCAGUACACGUUCAAGACGCGUUUGGCGAGAUAGACAACCAUGA
Messenger RNA from Fonsecaea pedrosoi CBS 271.37, 1365 nucleotides. RefSeq lists its product as uncharacterized. The transcript is spliced from 3 exons. NCBI's taxonomy places the organism in Eukaryota, Fungi, Ascomycota, Eurotiomycetes, Chaetothyriales, Herpotrichiellaceae. Bases 1 to 1365 code for a protein of 454 amino acids. The record is from RefSeq and is a predicted model, not a curated record.